Zea mays is the source of this 1787-nucleotide messenger RNA. Lineage: Eukaryota; Viridiplantae; Streptophyta; Magnoliopsida; Poales; Poaceae. The record is from RefSeq and is a predicted model, not a curated record.
CUGGCAAGCCCGGCCACCACCGUACACCCAAACCCCAUCCCAUCCCCCCGAACGCAGAAGAUCCCGUGCCAACCAACGGCGGCGGCGGCGACGGUGUGUGGACUCUAGACUAGGAGCCAAUCCAGGGCCAUCCACCCGUAGCCCCGCCCCGCCCCGCUGCCGGCAAUGGCGCGGCUCGUGCUCUCCGAGUGCUGCGGCCUCGCGCCGCUGCGCCUGCGCGCCGGCCGGGGCGCCAUUGCGGCGCCGUCGCCCCCCGCGCUCUCCGCAGCGGCGGCGCCGGGCCGCCCCGCGCCCGCGGCCAUCCACCGCGACUGGGCGCUCCGCGUCUCCGCGGCCACCCGCCUCACCUCCGCCGUCGAGGAGGACAAGAGGAGCUCCCCCCUUGGGGAGGGCGACGAGCACGUGGCGGCCAGCGGCGCCGCGGGCGGGGAGUUCGACCCGGGGGCGCCGCCGCCGUUCGGGCUGGCGGAGAUCCGCGCGGCCAUCCCCAAGCACUGCUGGGUCAAGGACCCCUGGCGCUCCAUGGCCUACGUGCUGCGCGACGUCGUCGUCGUCCUGGGGCUCGCCGCGGCCGCCGCGCGCCUCGACAGCUGGCUCGUCUGGCCGCUCUACUGGGCCGCGCAGGGCACCAUGUUCUGGGCGCUCUUCGUCCUCGGCCACGACUGUGGACACGGGAGCUUCUCGAACAACCCCAAGCUGAACAGCGUGGUCGGCCACAUACUCCAUUCCUCCAUUCUUGUCCCCUACCACGGAUGGAGGAUUAGCCACAGGACGCACCAUCAAAACCACGGCCACGUUGAGAAGGACGAGUCCUGGCACCCGCUACCAGAGAGGCUGUACAAAAGCCUGGACUUUAUGACUAGGAAAUUGCGGUUCACCAUGCCGUUCCCCUUGCUCGCAUUCCCGUUAUACUUGUUCGCAAGGAGUCCAGGGAAGUCAGGAUCACACUUCAACCCAAGCAGUGAUUUGUUCCAACCUAAUGAAAAGAAGGACAUCAUAACAUCAACGGCAUCCUGGCUGGCCAUGGUUGGUGUUCUGGCUGGUCUCACCUUUCUGAUGGGUCCUGUUACGAUGCUAAAGCUCUACGGAGUCCCAUACUUUGUAUUUGUUGCUUGGCUGGAUAUGGUUACAUACUUGCACCAUCAUGGCCACGAAGACAAGCUUCCCUGGUACCGUGGACAGGAAUGGAGUUAUCUGCGUGGAGGACUGACGACGCUCGACCGGGACUAUGGACUGAUUAACAAUAUCCACCAUGACAUCGGAACUCAUGUCAUCCAUCACCUUUUCCCUCAAAUCCCACAUUACCAUCUCAUUGAGGCGACCGAGGCAGCAAAACCGGUUCUUGGCAAGUACUACAAAGAACCAAAGAAGUCGGGUCCUCUCCCGUGGCACCUGUUUGGGGUGCUAGCACAAAGCUUGAAGCAAGACCACUAUGUUAGCGACACCGGAGACGUAGUGUACUACCAAACUGACUCGAAAACGAACACCUCUGCACAAAAAUCUGAUUGACACAGACUAUAGAACGUAGCGUAUUCUUCAUUUUUCUCAGGCGGGCUGUGCCUGAAGACCUGGCCAGCCUCCUGAGACCUCUGAUUGGUGUGUGUGUGACCGGGUUCGUCAAUUCAAGAAUGUAAGGUGGCGAAGUAUUAUCAUGUAUUUGAGUGAGGGUAUAAUUCUUUCCAAUGGUCGAAGUCGGAUGCUGCUUCCGAUGUAACGAACUGUGAUUCUUUGGGCAAGAGGUGUACUAUUACAGUAAAGAGUGAAAAAAAAGAGUUAGCUACAUGAAA